Molecule: messenger RNA, 3180 nt
Organism: Acanthoscelides obtectus
Lineage: Eukaryota; Metazoa; Arthropoda; Insecta; Coleoptera; Chrysomelidae
Source: the annotation of a GenBank genome assembly
AUGUACUUGCAUGACCCGCAGAAUGCUAAGAAUUUAGUCACUGAGCUGAAAUUUGUUGACAUAGAUUACUCUAUGUUUAAAAAUAUCAAGACAGAACCACUGGAUGAGCUUGCUGGUAUUGAGAGAGGAUACGAACAGUAUUUAGAUCAGAAUUUUGUUUCUGAUGAAGAAUCGCCGUCAAAUAGCGAAGAUUCGAUGUCACAGGACUCACGACCGUACAGUCUUGGAAGUGACGGUGCCGGAGACUUCUUUUUACCGUUACUGAAUACACUACCGAAAAAAUCCGAUCCCACGACCUUCAAAACCCUGAGAGAAUUUAGACCGGCAUUAAAAAGGCACAAGGAUAAGGAUUCGAACGAAGGCACGCCUGAAAAACAGUUCAAGCCUUCUUCUAGCGAACCUCAGCCUUCGACUUCGACAGCCACAGAUGAGUCAAAAAACGUAAAACUUGCCACAUUGCGCCAACUUCGUGGGCAAGUGGCAAAGGAAAUGAAAGUAAUGAAAAUAACGCUAAAGGAUAUAUUAAAAAAAUUACAUCAGAAAACAGAAAAAGAAUCCAUGGAGCAACAACCUCUCAAGGAGAUAGUAUCUGUAAAACCAACAGAACAGACAUUGAACAAAGAAACACAAAACAGGCUCUCGUUCAGUUCAUCCAGAAAAAAUCUGGAUAUCAGCAGCUCUCAGAAGAAAGUUCUCAUAAGCAUACCCAAGGAAAGAAUAAAAAUGUCUCAGGUCAUUGCUCAAUACCCGCCACGAAGUCAACCAAGAACCAUUACGCGGAAGCAUACGCCUCUGAUACUAAAAUCAUCAAAGUCAACUCAUCAAAUCAAGGUAGUACCUCCAAGCUCCCAGAAAGAAACCAGUACUGCGCUCUCAUUGGAACAGAAGUUACUGCUGCGCAAUCGGCAAACGCAACCAGUGCUGGAAAACCCAAUCAACGAGGUGGCACCAGUGAAUUCGCAAGUAGGAGCUAUCCCUCCGCUGCUUCAAUCCGCACCACGUCCAAGCACACUGUCUCCCAAGAUUCAAGACUCACAUCCAAUAAGUUCAGUGGAAACUCAGUCUCAAACGCCAGCUAUCGGCCAGCAGUUGGUACGCAACACGAUACCACAAAGUUUGAUAAGCCCACAACCAAUCAGCAAGACUCUGCAAGUUCACGACACUCAACCCAACACCUCAAAAGGACCGAGUACACCUCAGCCUGUAAGGAACGACAAAAUUACGGAUCCUCAGCCCAGCACCUCAAGGAAACCACUAUUACUACGAGUGAAAACACCUGUGUGGCUCAGUACAGCGGAUGUACCUCAACCUCGGGGAACCAUCUCAGAAUUAAUAAUCGCAAAAAGUCAAGCGGUUUUACCCCAGACCAGCAAAGCAUCAACAGCAGUGACACCUUCCGAACAGCGAGCCAACAUUCUGCAACCCAAGGUUAUUACCUUGGCUCAGCAUCAGCCAUGCCUAUUUCCGGAAACCAGUUUACUAUCAACAUCCCCAGAACUCCAGGCAGAAGUACCUGCGGCCAGCCUAGUAAAAACUACGGCCAAGGAGGUCAGUCUGCCUCAGCCAAGGGAACAUCAGGGAUCCAGUUCCAAAUCAGUUCUGAGAAGCAAAGCGGAAGUAUCUCCAAUUCCAGUCAACGUGGUCACUCUUCCUAUACCAGUGGUACCUCCGGGGAGUACUCCUCGAGUAAAGACGCUCUCUAUCCUUCAGAUAGUGCCGCCUCGAACAACAAACGCACGGGCAGUACCCCAGCCACCAUCUGUCAGUCCGCAUUCAACAACAAGACUUACUUCACCACCAGUAGUACAAAAAAUGACUGUCAAACGUCAAAUUUUGGAUAUGCCACAACAAAUAGCUUAUGUGACUCAGCAAGAAGUCAGUCAUGUAGUGGCCAGGGAUAUGACACAACAGGAAUUAACAUCUGCCAAGCCUCAGGAAGUCAGUCUAACGUUGAAGGAUAUGGCUCAACAUGACCUCCAGACUACGUCUCAGAAUAUUCGAGAACCCAGCCCUUCAAACAGUCAGACUCUAACAGAAGCUGGGACGAGGGGGAUGGACCGACUUAUUCAGGCAACUCGAUAUUUCGAUGCUCGCCAAAAGGAGAAGCACAAUAUAACUGUUCAGAAGCAGCGAAUCCAAGCAGGCAACCUCCAGGACACACAACUCAUACUACAGGCCUCGCUAGAAAUGAAGUGCACGCUACAGGAAGUCGGCCAGGGUCAACCAUCUUCAUCAACUCAGGCAGCAUCGUUACAAAAAGACAUCCCAAUCGUGUCUCCCAUGAAGACACAUCAGAUAUUAACAGAAAUCUAUCCUUGGACGCUAGAAGGGAGCAGACUGAGCACACCAUCCCCAGAAUUUGCUCAGUUAGUGCAACAGAUAACAACAGAGGUUCACAAUCCUUCGACGUUGCAGGAGGACAGCCCGGUUCAACAAAUAGAGACCAGUCCACCUCAGUUGCCACUAGAGGACUUGAUGGAUCAACUGUCUUCCUUACAAGAAACCGAUCCAACAUCACCAGAUAUCAAUCCGCCUCGAUCAUUGCUAGAGGAACUAUUUCAGAUCGAAAACCUGGAUCACUUAGUCAGUCAUAUAACUCAAAAAACCAACAGCAUGCCGACUACACCUCCACAGGAGUCGCACAAACUUCCAGUAGAGAUGAAUCUUCGUCUCCAACAAGAAAUCAGUCCUUCUCCUACCCUGUUAGGCAGUUCAUUUCUGCAUGCGAUGGAAAAGGAUCAUCUGCCUCCACAACCCAUCUGCCACAAAACUAUGUGUGUGGUGUGGACAUGUAAUUAUAUUUUUCAAUACAAUACAUCUGGUAGUAACAAACAGCAUGUGACCACAAAGAAUACUGCAAAGCUUGAUCGUGAGACUGAAGAACUGAAACACGAAACCAUUCCAUUGGACGUUGGCAAGUUGAUUCAGCAAGGGCGUCAAGCUAAAGGACUCAGACAGAAGGAUCUUGCUACAAAAAUCAAUGAGAAACCACAGGUGAUUACUGAUGAACGGAUUGCGACCAAGAGGGUCAGCGUGUCGCGCGCGCCAGAAGGGCUACAUAUUUUAACUUUAAUUAAGAUUCCCUAUUUCCAAUACGUUUCUGUCUAUAGGGGUUCAGUGAAUACAGUGUCUCGCAACUUAAUCGUGGUAUUAUUGUCUCAGCCGUUACCUUACCCUUGA